Molecule: messenger RNA, 1790 nt
Organism: Arachis duranensis
Lineage: Eukaryota; Viridiplantae; Streptophyta; Magnoliopsida; Fabales; Fabaceae
Product: hydroquinone glucosyltransferase
Exons: 1
Coding region: 110-1537 (475 amino acids)
Molecular function (GO): UDP-glycosyltransferase activity
Source: RefSeq, a predicted model, not a curated record
GUGGAAGUUGGACACAACUAGUCAACUACUACAGGUAAAAAUGUUCCCUAUAUAGUUUACAUAUCUCAACCAAAAUCAAAACCAUAGCUUUUCUCGUACAAUCCAAUUGAUGGCAAAAACAACGCGCAUAGCUUUUGUUACCAGUCCUGGCUUGACCCACCUAGUUCCAAUACUUGAGUUCUCCAAAAGAUUCUUGGAGCUUCACCCAAAUUUUCAUGUCACUUGCAUGAUUCCCUCACUUGGGCCACACCCAGAUUCAACCAAAUCCUACCUUCAAACUCUUCCUUCAAACAUUCACUCCGUCCUUCUCCCUCCAAUCAACAAACAAGACUUGCCCCAAGGAGCAUACCCUGGAGUUCUUAUCCAAAAAACCGUUACCCUCUCUCUCCCAUCAAUUCGUGACACCCUUAAAUCCCUCACCUUAAGGGAACCACUUGCAGCUUUGAUCGCAGAUGCUUUCGCCUUCGAAGCACUUUCAUUCGCUAAGGAGUUCAAUUUCUUGUCCUACAUUUACUUCCCUUCUUCAGUUAUGGUUCUUUCAUUGUCUUUGCAUUUGCCAAAACUUGAUGAGCAAGUUACCGGUGAGUACAAAGACCUAAAAGAUCCUAUCUAUUUACCCGGUUGUGUACCAGUUUUCGGGAGAGAUCUUCCAUCUCCAACGCAAAAUCGAUCCACUGAUGCUUACAAACUCUAUCUAGAACGUUGCAAAGGAUCGAGUAUUGCAAAUGGAUUCAUAAUCAAUAGCUUCUUGGAAUUGGAAUCAGCUGCUAUGAAAGCACUUGCAAAGGAGAAAAGUUGCUUCAGCUUUUAUGAUGUUGGACCAAUUACACAAAAAAGGUCAUCAAGCAAUGAUGGUGAUGAGGAAUUAGAGUGUUUAAGAUGGUUGGAUAAACAGCCACAUAGUUCUGUUUUGUAUGUUUCUUUCGGAAGCGGCGGAACACUCUCUCAAAGCGCAAUCAAUGAGCUAGCUUUCGGUUUGGAAUUGAGUGGUCAAAGAUUUUUAUGGGUUCUUAGAGCACCAAGUGAUUCAUCGAGUGCUGCUUACUUAGACAACCAAAAGAACGAGGAUCCUUUGAAAUUUUUACCAAGUGGGUUUCUAGAAAGAACCAAAGAGAAAGGUUUGGUUUUGCCAUCAUGGGCACCCCAAGUACAAAUCCUUAGUCACGAUUCAGUUGGUGGGUUUUUGAGUCAUUGUGGUUGGAACUCGGUGUUGGAAAGUGUGCAAGUGGGAGUUCCAAUAAUCACAUGGCCACUCUUUGCAGAGCAGAGGAUGAAUGCUGUAUUGUUAGUUGAUGGACUCAAAGUGGCGGUGAGGCCGAAUGUUGGAGAAGAUGGUGUUGUUGAAAAGGAGGAAGUUUCAAAGGUGAUAAAGUCUCUAAUGGAGCAGGAAGAAGGUAAAGCAAUGCGCAAAAGAAUGGAGGAUUUGAAAGCUUAUGCUGCUGAUGCAGUGAACAAAGAUGCUGGUUCUUCAACGCAUGCGUUGUCACAAUUGGCUAGUGAGUGGGAAAAUUUUAGUGGGAUUGGAGAUAAUAAUUAAUAAAGCCUUUUUCUUUUUUUUUUGGUCAAUACACUACUCACACACCCACACUUUGAGGAUUUCUUAAACCUCAUCCCAGUCUCAGCUGGGGUUUGAACUUGGUGCAGCAAUUAAUAAAGCCUUUUGAGCUUCGGUUGGUGUGCAUGUUAUACAUUGUUUAAUAUGGGCCAGCUAUGGUGGUUUUUCUCUCUCUUGUUUUUUCUUGGUAUUGGACUGAUAUUGAAGUCAGUAAUAAAAUUUCUAGUUUGUUUGA